UCCAGACAGGAAUACGCUGGUCCUGAUACCUGGUCAACUCGCCAUACAUUCACCUGUACUAUCUUAUUAUUUCUGGCCUCACUAGCACACGGCAUAGGGAGUAAUCCUGAGAUUAUAACCCUAGAAGUCCUCCUUUUCAACUUUGUACCUAACUCCUUAAAUUCCCUUUGCAGAACCUUAUUUGAAAUAUCCUCACUGAUAAAACCAUUCUCUUCUAUUUCGUUUCAGAGUGACUGAGACUCGGACAGUCAUAGAGCCAAAUGUUCCAGAGGUCACCCUGAAUCUGUCUGGUAUAUUUCAACACCUUCAGAACAAGCUGAAUGCUUGGGAAAAUUACCACUCAGACAUAUUGGGAAUCAUCAUGCCAUCUUCCAUCAGAGACCCGGGCUUACUGAAUGUUACUCCUUCCCAGCAUAACUCCUCUGGGGCAGCCCCUGUCCCCACAAAGGUCAGCUCACCAUUGACUACAAUUGGCAAGGAAGCUGAAAAAUCCCUAGAGUCAGCGUCCACCCCUGAACACAGCGACGCAGUGAGCAAAACUCCUCCCCAAGAGAGUGUUUCUGAAGCAGCCACUGACCAAGAGAAAAUUCUCCAGCCAUCAACUGGAAUUGAUGGAACAACAGAAAUAUCCGAAAGAAAAAGUCCAUUGAGCCUGGAUCCAAAGACAGCAAACUGCAACUUGAUUCUGUCUGAUGACCUGAGAUCAGUAACGUGGACUGACCAGCAACAGCCCUAUUCGCCUCACCCAAAGAGAUUUAAGUAUCUUCCUCAAGUCCUUUGCUCCCAGAGCUUUUCCUCAGGAUCCCAUUCCUGGGAUGUGGUGACUGAUGGGAAUUACUGGAGAAUCGGGAUUGUGUAUGGGAGUGUGGAGAGAGAGGGGGAAGUCUCUUCUCUUGGAAACAGUAGUAAAUCUUGGAGUUUGGAUUUUAUUGCAGGUUAUCUUACAGCUCGGCACAACUCUCAGAUCACAGUCCUUCCAUUGCUCCCAUCUGUAAACAGGAUUCGAGUCCAGUUGAACUAUGAGGCUGGGACUUUGUCAUUUUACCAGGUCACUGACUCACUGAAACAUUUACACACAUUUCAAACUACAUUCACUGAACCCGUGUUCCCAGCAUUCUAUAGUUGGGACAAAUCACUAAAAUUGUUAAGUUCAACAUGAUAUUUGAGACUCUGACAUCACUUCUGGUAUCUAUGAAUUUGGUGAUGGAAAUUUCACGCUAAAUUUAGAUUAGAUUACAUUACUUACAGUGUGGAAACAGGCCCUUCGACCCAACAAGUCCACACCGACCCGCCAAAGCGCAACCCACCCAUACAUUUACCCCUUACCUAACACUACGGGCAAAUAGGACAGAAACUAUUGAAGCGCCCACGAGAAUUGAAAAGUAAAGCAUUUUUUUUGUUUACACCAAUUUAUGAAACAAAUCAAUCCCAUUCUUCCACUCCCCAAGGAAACUUAAGUCUAAGAUAUAUCAUCAUGGAGAUCCAGCCAGAAUAUGUACAAUUAAGUGUCAGUCCUGUUUUGUGUAUCCUUCGAAUGUCACUCUGUGGUCUCCCUCUGUAAUGAUAACAUUACUCAGUUUCCUCAUCUGAUGAUGACAUUGCUUUGUCUCCCUCUAUCUGAUGAUGUUAUAGGACCAUGGAGAGGUUACAUCACAGAAAGAAGCCAUUUUAAUCCAUCAUGUCUGGGCCAGCUGAAUAAACUAUUCUAAGCACACUUUCCCUAACUUUAUUCACAGUGUUGGAGGUUACAGACCCAGGUUCCCUGUUAAAUACCUUGAGAGUUUCUGCCUCAACAAUCAAACUGGGCAGAUGUUCCUGAUUCCUGUCUCCACUAACUCUAUCGCCAAUUACCUUAAACCUGUACACCAUUGUAUUCGACCUCUCUGCUAGGAGAAACAGAUCUUCCCUGUCCAAUCUAUCUAAGCCCCUCACCGCUUUGUACACUUAAGUUUAGUCAUCUCUCGGCCUCCUCUGUUAUCAGUAAAACAGCCCUAGCUAUUCAACAAGUCCUCAUAGUGGCAAUGUUUAAGCCCUGCUAACAUUCUUGUGAAUCUCCUCUGUACUCUCACUAGAGCAACUGAAAUGUAGUGAUCAUGACUGGAGACAAAACUGCUGUUGUGAUCAAUUUGUUAGGUAGUUAUGGUGUUAUAUUUCUGCUUUUUUAUUCAAUACCUUGCUCAAUGAAAAAAAAACACAUCCUGUAUGCCUUCCUUAUUGCCUUAUUUACCUGUUCUUCCACCUUCAGGGACUUGUUGACACGUACUGCAAUUCCUCUCAAUUCCUCAAUUCCUUUAUCCCUCUCCACGCACUCCCAUUUAUUCUGUAUUCCCUAGCAAUUCCCUCCCCGAAUACAUAAUUUUGUACUUUUCUGGACUGAAUUCCAUUUAUCACUUUCCUGCUCACUCAACCAAACCAUUAUUGUUAUUCUGAAGUCAAUAGCCAUCCUUUUCAGUAUCAACUGUCUGGUCAAAUUUUUGUUGUUUGCAGAUUUUCCAAUCAAAUUUCCCAUGUUUAAGUGUAAAUAAUUAAAAUGUAAUAUCAAAGGACCCAACACUGAGCCCUGAAGAAUUGCAGUCGAAACUAUUUUCCAUUUGCAGUAACUUCAAUUGACCAUUGUCAUUUGUUUCCUGCCACUGAGCUAACUCUGGAUCCAACUCGCCACAUUCCUCAGUAUCCCGUAGACUCUAAUUUCACUAACCGGUCAGUUAUAUGGGAACUUGUCAAAUGCCUUGAUAAAAUCCAUGUAGACAACAUCAAUUCACUUUUACCAGAUCAACUCAGUGUUAUAACAUUUGCUUUUCCUCAAUUUAGAAAUUUUUACUUCUGUUUUAUUCUUGUCACUUUCCACAAUGAUGCUAAAUCUAAGUGUGUUAUUAUCAAUAUCUCCAAAAUGGUCACAUUGCUACUUGCCCAACAAUUUCAAAAAACUACAGCUAUUUAAUUGUUGGACUAAUUGUGGAUAUCUCUUCUGAUAAUGUAAUUUCCAGGUCUCUCUGCACAAGCAUAUAAAUUGGGAAUCCACGUUGUUAUGACAUGGCAAUGAAUCCUUAUGUUAAUUAAACCAAACACCCAGAAAAGCUGACCUCGCAAUCUGUUAAAACAUGAGUAAUGGAAAACUCAC
Chiloscyllium plagiosum (whitespotted bambooshark) is the source of this 3121-nucleotide messenger RNA. The record is from RefSeq and is a predicted model, not a curated record. NCBI's taxonomy places the organism in Eukaryota, Metazoa, Chordata, Chondrichthyes, Orectolobiformes, Hemiscylliidae.